UCUGCAAAUACUUCUGGGAAGGGAGGAAGUCCUGCAAGAUUCUGAAGAAUCGAGAUGCCUUGGAUGGGACUAAUACAUAUGGUGUUGUGUUAGGGUCAUCAACCCGGAAAACCCUUUGGCUAGCGGACAAUGAUGUAGCGUUAUAGUCGGCUUGGCGCCGAGCCGGGCCGCUGACGACGAAGCUAAAGCAACCCGAUCAGCUUUAUACUACAGAUUUUGUUCCCUUCCUUCUUUGCUUCAUAUUCUGCACUCGAAAUCUAUCUGCUCCGAUAUCGAGAUGUCCGCUUCCCCAGGCCCGGAUCCGCGCCUCGAAGGCAGAACUUCAACAUACAAUCGUGAUGAAGUCGUCCGGCUCAUUACAGAAUUCUACCAAUUCCUCGCUUGCAUGCCAUUCAUAGAGCCAGAGGAUAUCCAAUACCCUGCCCCAUCUGGCUGGCCCAACAUUACACCCGAGCGAUUCGCAGCUCUGGACAAGACGGAUGCUGUCAUUGAUCUCCUUGCACAUCUGCCGUAUAUCCGGAAUCACAGUUUUGGUCUAGGUCGUGGAAUGUACUCGACGUGUAUCUGGUUCCAAACUUGCGCCCUCAACUAUGCAGAAGACCCCUUCAAAACUUCUCCUCUCGACCUAGAGAAAAUCGAAUAUCUUAAGCUGCCUGUGCCAGAUAGUGAGCCGGUGGUCGUUCCACCCCACGUGGCAGUAUGGACCGAGCAAGAAGUCCCUCUUGUAGGGCAUAUUUUCAUGAUCGACACAAUGGAUGGAACUAUCACGGAAUAUCCCGAUUGGCGCGAUUGCGGAUGGGCGCAAUAUCCUCAACACGACCCCCGAAGCUGGCGAAAUGAAUAUGACAAGACAAUGCUUCUGUCAGAGUUCUUGGAUGAGAUGAAGCAGGGUUACUUGGAAUUGAGGUGGAUCCCAUAUUGGUUUAGAAAGGUCCCAAAAGUUUACGUGCGUGGCGGCGCUCGCAACGAUCGUGGAAACGGUGACGAAGAGGAGUUGUACAAAAUUAUGAUUGCUCACGGAUGGCCGGAUGAAUUCAGGAGAGAUGAGUGCAAGGCUGCAUUGCUGGCAUGGAGAACACAAAAUGAGGGCGAGUAGGAGCAGGCAUAGUCUAUUGAUUAGUGAUAUGCCACAAAGACUAG
This is a messenger RNA of Mollisia scopiformis, 1140 nucleotides long. RefSeq lists its product as uncharacterized. Lineage: Eukaryota; Fungi; Ascomycota; Leotiomycetes; Helotiales; Mollisiaceae. The record is from RefSeq and is a predicted model, not a curated record. The transcript is spliced from 5 exons. Bases 278 to 1096 code for a protein of 272 amino acids.